UUGAUUAAUGUUAAUUUCAAAUUUCAGAAUGUGAAAGAAGAAGAUGAAAGUGGAGAGGAUUCUGAUGAGAGUGAAGAAGUGGAUACUGAUGGAGAUUCGGAUGAUGAAGGAGAAUCGGAUGAUUCUGAAGAUAUUGAAUCCGAUGACGAGGAUGAAAAAGAGGAGCAAGAAGAAUCCAAUGAUGAAUCAGAAAAUGAAGAAAAUGAAACCGAUGAUGAAAAUGAAUCGGAUGAUUCUUCGAUCGAGAUUUUGGAAAAUGAUGAAGACCCGGAAGAUGAUGAAGAGGAGGAAGAUGAUUUAGAAGAGGAUUCGGAUGAUGAAGAAAAUGAGGAAGAACAAGAGGAAGAAGAAGGAGAUUCAAGAGUUGCAAGAUCGAGAAGAGUUCCUCCGGCGAGUAAUGACCAAGUGCGUUUUUCUUCCAUCCCGAAAUUUAUUCAUUCAAUUAGAAUCAUGGAGCCCAUGCUGAUUAAUAUUUUGAAAUUUGAAAAAAAAACAUAAUUUUUCCCAUGCAAAAAUCGUUGUGAAACAAAAUAUACAGUUGAGUAGAGACAACGUUAAAUUGAGAGAGCGCAGUCAGAAAAAUUAGUUUUUUGUCCAAAAGUCUCCGCUCUCUCAAUUUCACGUUGUCUCUACUCAAAAAUUAUCAACUGUAUAUUUUGUUUUUUGACGUUUUUUGCAUGGAAAAAAUUAUGAUUUUUUAAUUACAAAAUAUUAAUUUGCAUAGGCGAAAAAUUGAAUUUUGAAGGAAAUAAUUUUGGAACAAAUUUUUUCUAGUACAACGAUUUUUGGGAAUUAAAUAUUUUCCUGUUAAAAUUAAUUACAAUUUUCAAUUCAAGUUCAAAUUAAUUCAGAAUUUUCUGAAGUUUGCAUGCUAGUUGAAAGAUAAGCCAGAAAUAUUGUAAAAGAAAAAAAGGAAAAAAGUGUUGGAAAAAAUUGUUCAAUUUUAAUUUUCAGGUUCCGACGACUUCGACAAACCGCAAAAGAAAGCGAUCGCCAUCAAUCGAAAUCGUUGAAGAACAAUCUACACCAAGAGUUCAUCAAUCAACUUCAGAUGCACCAAAAAGAGCGCGGGGACUCGCAAAUGAAGAUGAUGGUUCGGCAAAAUCGGAUGCGGAUGAAGAUGGAGAAGAGGCUGAAGAAAUUUCAGAUAAUUCAGAUGAAUCAGAUGAUUCAAAUGACGAAGAAGAUGAAGAAGAUGAAGAUCUUAUCGAUGAAAAUUACAUCCGAGUUAGUUUUUCUGAAUUAUAUAUAUUUUUUUUCAUGAAAAAUCUGAAUUUUUUAGCGAUUCUUGAACCAUGCAAUUCAACGGAAUCCACAAGUGUAUGGUAAUAUCCCAAAUGUCUCCGAUUUUAUCGUUAGUUUUUUUCUGAAUUCAUUUUUUCUCAUGAAAAAUUCCAAUUAUUUUAGAAUUAUACCAUGAAUUAUAUUCGAUCAAAUCAAGAACUUCUCAAUGAUCUCACAAAUAGUGAUCAAAGAUUGUUCACAUGGUACAACAACGAGUUUUUGAUUGGCUCCCAAAAUUGGAUGGAAUUUACGAAUAACCCAGAUUCUUUCGAAGACUUACACCGGAACCAAUUUGAACACUCAAUUGAAGGUAAGCAUUGGGGGAAUAUUUAAAAAAUAUAUGUGUUGAAGUUUUCAAUGAUUUUUUUAAAUUCUUCUGGAAAAAAACACAUUUUCUAGCCAAAAACAAUUUGAAAUUUCCCGGCUCAUUUUUUUUCAUUAUCUAAUUUCGAAUUUAUUUUCAGAUGAUGGAACUUUUGUGUCAGUUCCAUUGGACCCAAUGCCAGUCCUCUUUCCAUCUGCAAUUCAAGCACGACUGAUUGAAAGAUCUCGUGAACAACAUGACUGGAUUGUGGACCAUAGGGAAGCACAAUAUCUGGUUAGUUCUAAGGGAGGGGUUCCGAAUUUUGAGUAGUUCUAGAAUUUUCUAGAAAUUUCUAUAUUCCAAAAUUUUAGAUAACUUUCAGCUUGAAUUUUAGAAAAAUCUCAGAACUUUUUGUGUCUAAAAUUAGCAAGCUCUUUCAAUUUCAAGUUGGAAACUUUCUGAAAAAGAAUUCAAAUAUUUUCGAACUCGAAUAUUUUCAGAUGGUUCUCCAAAGAGGAAGAGAAAUCGAGAGAAGAGGAGAAGAAGUCAGGAACUUGAUGAGAAGAAAUGCAGAGCUUCUCGAGGAAAUCAAUGAAUCUCGUCGUCAAUAA
This is a messenger RNA of Caenorhabditis angaria, 2199 nucleotides long. NCBI's taxonomy places the organism in Eukaryota, Metazoa, Nematoda, Chromadorea, Rhabditida, Rhabditidae. The record is from the annotation of a GenBank genome assembly.